GAGGGUGCGAGAGAGGAAAAUCAAUACUUGUCCUCUGCUCAGUCUCACAGAUAAUAUUCUUUCCAUUUGCCAAUUUUUCACUUCACUUUCCGCAUUUGGCUUUCCUCUCAUUUCUUUGCACCUGGAAAAGCAAAAGGAUUUUCCGUGGUGGGUGUGAGGUGUGUGAUCAUUGUGGAGUUUCUUGUGGAAAUUAGGGCUGGUUGUUGCUAAAUCUAUGCAGAAAAGUAUGAGAGUGUGUUGGGAAAAGAUGGUGCAUCACUGAAAGUCGCGCUACAGGAAAUGCCAGGAGGAAUUUUUGUCAAAUGCAGAAUGAAGCGACAAAAUGUGCGUACCCUUUCGCUCGUCGUGUGCACCUUCACGUACCUCCUGAUUGGGGCGGCUGUCUUCGAUGCCCUCGAAUCCGAGACGGAGAGUAAGCGCUGGGAAUUCCUACAGAGUGUUCGCAAUAAUUUCAUGAAGAAGUACAACAUCAGCCAGGAGGACUAUCGCAUGCUGGAGAUUGUCAUCAUUGAGAAUAAGCCCCACAAAGCUGGUCCACAGUGGAAAUUUGCUGGAGCUUUCUACUUUGCCACUGUUGUGCUGGCUAUGAUUGGGUACGGUCACUCCACACCUGUGACCAUUGGGGGGAAAGCCUUCUGCAUGGGCUAUGCCAUGGUUGGUAUCCCCCUGGGCCUGGUUAUGUUCCAGAGCAUUGGUGAACGUCUCAAUAAAUUCGCAUCCGUGGUUAUUCGACGCUUCAAGCGGUAUUUGAGGUGCAAGGAAACCGAAGCAACAGAAAUGAAUCUCAUGAUGGCCACGGGAUUCCUCUCGUCCAUCAUCAUCACAACUGGGGCAGCUGUGUUCAGUCGCUACGAGGGUUGGAGCUACUUCGAGAGCUUCUACUACUGCUUCAUCACACUCACAACCAUCGGCUUCGGGGACUACGUGGCACUUCAGAAUGACUCAGCACUCAUCAAUAAGCCCGGCUACGUUGCCCUAAGUCUCGUCUUCAUCCUCUUCGGACUUGCCGUUGUGGCAGCCAGCAUAAAUCUCCUCGUUCUGCGCUUCAUGACAAUGAACGCGGAGGAUAUUCGUCGAGAGGAGGCAGAAGCUCAAAUCGCAGCUGGGCACACCUUCGCGUAUCAGAGUGAUGUGAAUUUGAGCGAGAAGUGGCCACCUGGGCAGCCCAACUACUGCAAUCCUCCGGAGAUUGAUGAUCAAAUGUCCGUGUGCUCGUGCACCUGCCUCGGUGGCACAGGAUGCAUCAAUCACGAACUUCUCCUCGAUCCAGGUUACCAUCCCACAGACAUCAUCACCAGCUCUCUCAGCUUGGAGAGGGCUUCCGUGUGAAAGCUCCCAAAAGGCAAGUCCUCAAAAAAAUCCUUUUUAAAACCUUUAAAAAUAAAUCUAUUUUGAGGUGCAAUUCCGGGAAAAUUCAAUUACAAUUAAAUGUUGAAAAAUAUUUAGAUGAGAUUUUUAGAAGGAAAAAAUAAAUAUUUAGCUUGUGCGUUGUCGAGGGGCCAAAUGUAAAUAUAAUGCCAAUGUUUGUUAGGAAGGAGAUUUUAUAAUAAUAAUAAUAAUAAUAAUAAUAAUAAGUUUAUUUCGUUUUUUUAUUUGAUAGGUGUUAGGAUUUGUGGGGGAUUUAUCAAACUAAAAGACUUGGAUGAAUUGAAUAUGUAGGUAUGUAGGUACUUAGAGAAAAUCGUUCUUUGAGAAAUAUUUAGAUCAAGAAAAACAAUUUAAAAACUUUACUUGUUCCGAAAAAAAAUCCUUUUUACAAUACUUUUGAAAUUUAAUUAUACCAAACUCACGUAAAAAUGUAAGAGAACACGUGGGCAAAAUAAUUUUCAAUUAUUUCUCUAAUGAUUAAAUUGAAAAGAAUUAUAAUAUACGUGUUCUUUUACAUUUUUACGUGAGUUCACAAAACAUCGAAAAGGGAAAUUGAACAAUUGACGACUAUUGAAAGUUAUUGAAAUUUUUCCAAUCGGUGAGAAAUCAGACCAAAAUAAUGAAAACAGCAUAAUUAGGGCUUAUUGCUAAAACGGUCUCACAGCCCAUGAAUGGAAAAAAAUCGAAAAAUAAA
Lutzomyia longipalpis is the source of this 2062-nucleotide messenger RNA. It is a transcript of the gene Task7, whose product is annotated as two pore potassium channel protein sup-9. Bases 280 to 1329 code for a protein of 349 amino acids. The record is from RefSeq and is a predicted model, not a curated record. Lineage: Eukaryota; Metazoa; Arthropoda; Insecta; Diptera; Psychodidae. The transcript is spliced from 3 exons. Gene Ontology annotation, biological process: stabilization of membrane potential; potassium ion transmembrane transport. Gene Ontology annotation, molecular function: potassium ion leak channel activity. Gene Ontology annotation, cellular component: membrane.